Messenger RNA from Bombyx mandarina (wild silkworm), 2359 nucleotides. RefSeq lists its product as uncharacterized. NCBI's taxonomy places the organism in Eukaryota, Metazoa, Arthropoda, Insecta, Lepidoptera, Bombycidae. The record is from RefSeq and is a predicted model, not a curated record.
AUGUUUCAAUACGAAUUUGAGAAGAGACCCGCAUCGGCACACUCGUGUGAGAGCCAGGCCACCGUCACCGAGGGUCCUAUACCACACUACUAUAGAAACAGUCCUCUGCAGUUCUGUACUGAUCCGGAGCUCUUCUCGUACACAAACAGACACAGAUCCGACCUACGUCUAGCCGAGGGUCCUAUACCACACUACUAUAGAAACAGUCCUCUGCAGUUCUGUACUGAUCCGGAGCUCUUCUCGUUUGAGAGGACGGGCCUUCGAAAUCCCAACAUACCGCGUCUGUGCCACUAUUCGAACGGACGAACUCGUUCGAGGGAAUCUAGUAAUCAAAAGGUCCCGUUGAAGGUGUGGAUCGUUGCGAGCGCGUCAUGUUUCGCGGUCUGCGCGGUCCUGGUCCUCGCAACUGUGGUGGUCACGAGAUGGGGAACCAGCGAGUACACAGCCCGAGAGAUUCAUUCACAUGAACCGGAGCCUAUAUAUUCGGAGAUUUAUUCAAAAUCAAAACAAAACACUGAAGAAGUUACCGCAGAACCGCGCUUAGACGAAGACAACGAAUUACCGAUACUAGAAAAACUGUCGUUUUUCAAAAACAUUGUAAACAGAAACAGGAAUGUUGAUUUGAAAUCUAAAACGCAAAUUCAUCCGAUACACGAAGCAAUCGAACACAAAGAGCGUAAAAUCGAGAAGAAAGAUAAACCGAAGCCACCUAUCAACUACGAUUUGAAUGACAUCAACAAUGACAAUGACUUGGCGGCCACCGAAAGGGACGCAUCUGAAAAAUUAUUAGAAUCCGAAGAUAAUAACUUUGCACCGAUAAGUUUUAAUAAGAAGACGGACAGACGCAUCGAAACUUUACGCGCUAAAAACAAUGACGCGUCUUCGUUUGACGUUAACGCUAUCGAGAGAGAAAUAAAGAAUAUAGGUGAUACAAUAGUGCCAGAAUUCAAGCCGUUAAACUCUGAGGUUCUAAUCAAGAAAGUCAAACUGCCUGUUAGCUAUUUAGAGACACUAAGAACUGAAGUGGACUACGAUGAAUAUUACAAUGAUAUAAACCUUUACGAUGACUACAUGCAAAGCAACACAAUGACGAGUUAUUUAAUUGAAAAAGUUCAAGAAUUGCACAAUUGGCUAACAAAAGACUCCGAUUUCGAUGUUAUCAAAAAUUCGACUAAGAACAGAAAUGAUUUCGGCGAAGUUUUAAAAGCUCUUAACGAAAGUCUGAUCGAAGGGAACGCCAGCGUGGUCCUUAAUAAGCUGAAGGAAAUUUAUUUCGGUGAAAAUUUCACUAUUGGAGUUCACGGCAGGAGAUCGAUGCUGGGGAAUGAAACUGACUUACUAUCGUUUGGCAUUUUGAGUUUAGACGUAAUGCUGCUACACAAUAUACAGACCAUGGCUUGGGAGAGUCAGGAAACGGCCCGUAUAAACAUGAUGAAGGAUCCAAACGUUUUCGCUUUCAACGCCCUCUUCAUGGACCCGAGUAAAGUCGAAGCCAAAAUGAACGAGCAAAAUCAACCGUACGACGUAUAUCCAAAACGUCAAAAUAAAUUAACACCCGCAGACGACUAUGGUUUUGGAAAAAAUCUCUUUGAGAACAUUCUCGAGAUCGGAAUGGGCACGGCCCGAGCGGCCAUACAUUUAGGAAGAGUUUACAAGAAUACACGGUCAGUCUUAAACCAAAUGUCGAAUAAAGAGAACACGCCGGUGUUGCCAAGGAACAUAGACGAGAACACCCACGCGCUUAAUCGUCUGCAGAGUUCGUAUAGUAGAAACGGCAGUGUUGCCAGCUCGGACGGUUUCUACACGGAGCUUGACUGCGUUUGGUUGUUGUACUGUAGGAAUCUCGCGGCGACAUCUAAACUUAACCCUCCUUACGGAACUAUGGCUCGGAUUAACGGGGUCGCCCUCCGGAUGCUUGCUGGAGAACUGUCAGGUGAUAAAGCUUUAGACACGAUGCUGUACGAAGUGUUCGCGGGCUGGACCGAGUUGAAGUGUGACGACAUGUUCCCCAAAUGCAGCAAAGUCAAUGCGGCCUCAGUCGUAUUGGAAACAAUAUUACAGCCGGCGAAGAAAACACAGCAGUUUCGAGGACGAUGAAAAAACAAAAACUUACUACUAAAAUGGUAGAUUUUUCACUGACUUGCAAUACUUUUUUGUUUGUUCUUUUUUUGAAAUGUAAUUUUCGUAGUUGCUCGCUACUAUUGAAAUUCCAUUUUAAUGUAUUAUGUACAAUAUUGUUUGUUGUUAAAUAUUAUUGAAGCCGUCUGUCUGUCUGUAGUUAAAUUAAAUUUAAAGGUUAAGAAAUAGUUUUAAUGUUUUAUAAGUACAUGGUUGGAGCUAUCUGACUUAGCUGUAUAAU